Caenorhabditis sp. 36 PRJEB53466 is the source of this 574-nucleotide messenger RNA. Lineage: Eukaryota; Metazoa; Nematoda; Chromadorea; Rhabditida; Rhabditidae. The record is from the annotation of a GenBank genome assembly.
AUGAAUAAAUCGCUACUAAUUGUGUUCGCUUUGAUCGUUUCCACUCUUCAAUUGGAAUUCGAACAGUAAGCAAUUGAAAAAUUUCAGAUUGUAGACUUCCGAAUUUAGAAUUUUCGAUUUGAAUGACGUGGAGAACAAGGCGUGCCAGAAUGGGUGUAAAGAGGACAAAGUGAGAUGGUCCACGUACAAAGAGUAGGAGAGUACUGCCAAUAAAACUGUGAUCAUCAUACUUUCAGCACUUUCACGAACCUCAAUCAAUGCUCGGUUUGUACGACUCUGUUCGAAUUGUGUGUCAAGGUACUGCACGCCCACAUCAGUACUUCUCUCGAAAUCUCGUUUCAGUACCGUACGUGUCAGUCGAAUUGUGUUCCCGAGAUGCCGGUGCUUCCGUACAAAGUGGCCAGAGACUUUGCCUAUCGAGUCGUGAGUCUCUUUAUCGAUUCUGUGCCAGACGUGUCUGGAUUUGCAGCGUCCGCCAAUGAAUCCGUGUCUGGAGUUGGUGUCCGCGUGCAACUACGAAUCGAUGGACGCCUACGAGUCUCUGCGAACCGACAAUCCCUUCCUUUUCAUCUGA